CGCUGUCAAAAUAAAUGAGUUGUGUUUUCUUCGCAAAAUAGCGAUAUCGCCGAAUUCAAAGAGAAAUUUAUUUUCUUUGUAAAAACAAGUAAGAAAAUGACCGUAAUUAACAAGCAUGGGACAAGGAGUAUCAAUUUCUCGUAAAUCAAAAAAGCGUUUAUUAAGAAAAGAAGCUACAAAAAAAUUAGAACUUUGCCACUCCGAUGAAAAUAUCGAUUAUUUUAACGAAAAUCUCGAUUUACAAGAAAAACGAAUAAAUUCAAUGGAGAUUGAUGGGGGCCCUAAAGGCGAAGGGUUCCGUUCUUAUUACAUUACAAAAAUCGAAGAAUUGCAACUGGUUGUGGCGGAGAAAAGUCAGAAUCUGAGACGAUUACAAGCCCAAAGAAAUGAACUGAACGCAAAAGUGCGUAUGCUUAGAGAGGAACUGAUGCUUUUGCAAGAACAAGGCAGUUAUGUGGGUGAAGUUGUCAAACCAAUGGAUAAAAAGAAGGUUCUUGUUAAAGUUCACCCGGAAGGAAAAUUUGUUGUGGAUAUCGAUAAAAAUAUUGAUAUCAACGAUGUAACACCAAACUGCAGAGUAGCUCUGAGAAAUGAAAGUUACACCCUACAUAAGAUUCUUCCAAACAAGGUUGACCCAUUGGUCUCCCUCAUGAUGGUUGAAAAAGUACCAGACUCUACUUAUGAGAUGGUUGGUGGUUUGGAUAAGCAGAUUAAAGAAAUAAAGGAAGUAAUUGAACUGCCCGUCAAACAUCCUGAACUAUUCGAUGCUCUUGGAAUUGCCCAACCAAAAGGUGUACUGUUGUAUGGUCCACCAGGAACAGGAAAGACACUUUUAGCUCGUGCCGUAGCCCACCACACUGAAUGUACAUUUAUCAGAGUGUCGGGUUCGGAAUUAGUACAAAAAUUUAUUGGAGAAGGAUCUCGAAUGGUUAGAGAAUUGUUCGUUAUGGCCAGGGAACAUGCCCCUUCUAUAAUUUUUAUGGACGAAAUCGAUUCCAUUGGUUCUUCACGUAUUGAAUCAGGUUCGGGAGGUGACUCCGAGGUACAAAGAACCAUGUUGGAGCUUCUGAAUCAACUGGACGGAUUCGAAGCUACCAAAAAUAUUAAAGUUAUUAUGGCCACUAAUCGUAUAGAUAUUUUGGAUCCGGCCCUCCUCAGACCUGGUAGAAUCGAUAGGAAAAUUGAAUUUCCUCCACCAAACGAAGAAGCUCGAUUGGACAUUUUGAAAAUUCACUCUAGAAAAAUGAAUUUAACGAGAGGAAUUAAUUUAAGGAAAAUUGCUGAGCUUAUGCCCGGUGCUAGCGGUGCAGAAGUCAAGGGUGUUUGUACCGAAGCUGGUAUGUACGCUUUAAGAGAAAGAAGGGUUCACGUUACUCAGGAGGAUUUUGAAAUGGCAGUUGCCAAAGUUAUGCAAAAGGAUUCUGAGAAGAAUAUGUCUAUCAAAAAAUUAUGGAAAUAGUAGGUAUAAGUUAUUUUGUAUGUCUUCUUGUGGUUAAUAAAUGAAGUAUUAAGUACUUGA
Messenger RNA from Sitophilus oryzae (rice weevil), 1519 nucleotides. It is a transcript of the gene Rpt6, whose product is annotated as 26S proteasome regulatory subunit 8. The transcript has 8 exons. Gene Ontology annotation, cellular component: proteasome regulatory particle, base subcomplex. Gene Ontology annotation, molecular function: ATP hydrolysis activity; ATP binding; proteasome-activating activity. The record is from RefSeq and is a predicted model, not a curated record. The coding region runs from base 116 to 1459 and encodes 447 amino acids. Lineage: Eukaryota; Metazoa; Arthropoda; Insecta; Coleoptera; Curculionidae. Gene Ontology annotation, biological process: proteasome-mediated ubiquitin-dependent protein catabolic process.